ACUUUACACUCAUUUCUAAAUCUAAUAAAAGCUUCCUUUUACAGCCGACACACACACACACACAUUGUAUACAUACAUACAGUGAUGGUUGUGGUUUAUACAUACAUUCACUCUUUCUGUUGUAUACACACAAUGGUGUUACCUACUGCCUAUAUAUACUCUUCUUAGCUUACACUUUAAUGGUGAUCUUGCUUCUUCUUUAGGCCAAGCUAUUGUCUUUUGUUUUUGUCUAUUUAUUUUGCAUUUUUAGUGGGAGAGAUUGAGAGAGAUUGGGAGAGAUUGGGAGAGAGAUGGAGAGGAAGAGGUGGAGAUUGUUCUUGGAGGCUUUGGUACUUGUGGAGCUGAUAAUCUUUGGUUUUGGACUGGUUCAAGGGACUACUGAUCCGUCUGAUGUCCAAGCGCUUCAGGUUCUAUAUACAUCACUAAACAACCCAUCACAGCUAACUGGUUGGAAAUCAAGUGGCGGUGAUCCAUGUGCAGAAUCAUGGAAGGGAAUAUCCUGCGAAGGGUCUGCUGUUGUUUCUAUUCAAAUCUCUGGGCUAGGACUCAGCGGGUCAAUGGGAUACAUGCUUAAUGGCCUCGUGAAGCUAAGAACUCUAGAUUUGAGUGGGAACAACUUUCAUGAUGCCAUCCCUUACCAAUUACCGCCAAACCUUACAAGCUUCAAUAUUGCGCACAACAACUUGACUGGGAAUCUUCCAUAUUCUAUCGCCACCAUGUUUUCUCUUAAUUACUUGAAUGCUAGCAGCAACUCCCUUGCACAAUCUAUUGGGGAUAUUUUUCUGAAUCUAACUGACCUUUCAACCGUGGAUCUCUCUUCCAAUAAUUUCAGCGGAGAUCUUCCAGCCUCCUUAAAUACCGUGUCUAAUUUAUCUACUCUUCAUUUGCAGAACAACCAGUUAACCGGUUCUCUAAAUGUUCUGACUGGUUUGCCAUUGACUGAUUUAAAUGUUGCAAACAAUCAAUUUAAUGGAUGGAUACCACGAGAGCUCAUUUCUAUCCCAAAUUUUAGAUAUGAUGGUAAUUCAUUUAACAAUGGUCCUGCCCCUCCUCCUCCACCAUACACUCCGCCUCCACCUGGUAGAUCUCAUAAUAAUCGCAGCAAUUCUCCUAGUUCAAAAAAGCCUGGGGAUUCUGGUGGCAGAUCAUCGAAUCCUUCUAAUGGAAACAAGAAAGGGCUAACAGCUGGAGCUAUUAUUGGCAUUGUUGUGGGCUCUCUUCUGGUGCUUCUUUUUGUUGUGCUUGUGUUUGUUUUCUGCGCGAGAAAGGGUAGAAAGAAGGAAAACAGCCUAGCAACUUCUGGUGGGAGGCUUCCUGUAAUUCUUGAAAAAGUGAGCUCUGAGGCUCGUGAACACAGGACAAAAACCACUGCAACUGCAGCAAAUUUGAGCCCCCCUCCAGAAAACUUGGUGGUUGAGAGGAUGCAGGGGAAAAAUGGUUCUGUAAAGAGAGUCAAAUCACCUAUAACUGCUACAUCCUACAGUGUUGCUACCCUACAAACAGCAACAAAUAGCUUCAGUCAAGAUAAUCUUAUCGGUGAAGGUUCUCUUGGUCGCGUUUAUAGAGCAGAGUUUUCCAAUGGGAAGCUGAUGGCCAUUAAGAAGAUUGACAAUGCAGCAUUGUCAUUGCAAGAAGAAGAUAAUUUCCUUGAAGCUGUUUCGAAUAUGUCGCGCCUUAGGCACCCAAACAUUGUUCCAUUGGCAGGAUAUUGUGCAGAACAUGGUCAGCGUCUUCUGGUUCAUGAUUAUAUUGCAAAUGGUAGCUUGCAAGAUUUGUUAUACUUUGCUGAUGAUAGGAGCAAGAUGUUGACAUGGAAUGCACGUAUUAGAGUAGCGCUUGGCACUGCGCGAGGUCUUGAGUACUUGCAUGAAGUAUGUCUUCCUUCUGUUGUUCAUAGAAACUUGAAGUCGGCAAACAUUUUACUUGAUGAAGAACUCAAUCCCCAUUUGUCAGACUGCGGCUUAGCUUCUCUAACUCCGAAUACAGAAAGACAGGUAUCAUCAACUCAAAUGGUUGGUUCAUUUGGAUAUAGUGCUCCUGAAUUUGCCCUAUCUGGAUUAUACACCGUAAAAAGUGAUGUAUAUAGCUUUGGGGUGGUGAUGUUGGAGCUCUUAACAGGUCGCAAGCCAUUAGAUAGUUCAAGGGUGAGAUCAGAACAGUCUUUAGUAAGAUGGGCUACUCCUCAGCUCCAUGAUAUUGACGCCCUGGCGAAAAUGGUUGAUCCCUCACUUAAUGGCAUGUAUGCUGCAAAGUCUUUGUCACGUUUUGCUGACAUCAUUGCUCUCUGUGUUCAGCCUGAACCCGAGUUCCGGCCACCCAUGUCUGAAGUUGUGCAAGCACUGGUCCGGUUAAUGCAAAGGGCUAGUGUAGUUAAAAGGCGAUCAAGUGAGGAUUCAGGUUUCAUAUACAGAACCCCGGACCAUGAGGCAUACGAGAUGUCUUAUUAAGCCAUACCGAUGUCACGGGAGGAUCUGUGCAAUUUUGUACACAAGCAUGCAAGACCAGGAGUGAAACUGCACUUGGAAAAGGUAAAAGUAUCGGCAUCUGAUUGGAAAGAGUUGUACUUAUGCAACCAAUCGGCAUCUGAUUGGAAAGAGUUGUACUUAUGCAACCAAUAACUGAUAUUUAUCCUUUAGUUCCGAUCAUUGUGUAAAUUAGCUGAGGUACAUAAUAAUUUAACUGAAGACAACUUAUUAGAUGCAUUCCCUUUUGUCAAAUUAGUUUUCUAUUUGAAUGAAAAUCCUUGUUAAUAUUA
Molecule: messenger RNA, 2755 nt
Organism: Daucus carota subsp. sativus
Lineage: Eukaryota; Viridiplantae; Streptophyta; Magnoliopsida; Apiales; Apiaceae
Product: protein STRUBBELIG-RECEPTOR FAMILY 8
Exons: 16
Coding region: 291-2447 (718 amino acids)
Biological process (GO): protein phosphorylation
Molecular function (GO): protein kinase activity; ATP binding; protein binding
Source: RefSeq, a predicted model, not a curated record